ACAUAUUAUAGUAUGCAUACACACAGGGCCCUGAGGCCUGGACACUACAUGUAAAUACUUAAUUAUUACUGUGUCUUCUGCCUGAGGUUGGCCUACAUCCCAUAAACCUGACCCUCCCCCAUUUUGUUUCUGUCUUGCAGUCCACAGUAGGGCUGCAUUCUUCAGCACUUGUUUUUUCCCCUUCCCUUAUGCACACACACAUGUGCACACACAUGCACAAACACUGAUAGACUAAAGGAGGAAACCAAGACUGGUCCAAACCUUUAUAUACAAACAAUUGGUGAAAAAUCUCAGCUGUUCAUACUGUUACAUUAUUACAGGAUGGUGUCCAGCCGGUGUACAAGGUUUUCCUAACAAUGCAGUAUUGCACAUCUAUCAAAAAUGUAGAUAAAUAUUACCAUUACUUUUAAAUCUCUCCAUGUCUGACCUUCUCUCUUUUAUAUGUUCUGUAGCCAAACAUGGACCUUGGCCUCCUUUAAUUGCUCCUACUGAUCCCUGGUUCUCUGCGAGAUAAAUCUUUGGGUGUGUGUGUGUGCAACUAUGCAUUGCAUGUGGUUUUAGCGUGUGUGAAAGUUGUUAUACAGAGUAUGUGUAUCUCCUGCCCUUUUCGUGGCCCUCGUUCUUUAUGCAUUUUGUAUUUGUGUGGACCGGAGACGGAAGCUGAAACAGCUGAGUCAUCUGUAAAGAACACUGAUGCCACCGACCAAUAAGAGCCAGGGAUGGUCAGGGGGCUGUGGGUGUGUCGGGGGGAUUUUUGGAAUUCCUUUCUGAGUGUUGUUGUCCAGCCAGGUUAUGAAUGAAUGGCUGUGAAAACGUAUGUGACUGUUGUUGUUUUCUUAAAGAAAAGCUAUUUUACUUUAAUUUUUCUGCUGUUAAUCUCACCUGAUGGCUCUUAUUUAUUAACCUCUGAACAGGUUUUGUUUCAUUAAGCAAGAGUAAUGACAGUAGAUUUCUGAUACACUUUUUAUUGAUCUUAACUCUAUUACUCUCUAUGAAACUAGUUAUAUAUUGUUUCUCAGUUUUGGAUUCCGUCACAGAAAAUAGUUUUUUCGACCUCUCUUUGAUAUCUUUGGGAGAUUCUCCUGCUACUGUCGCACUCAAGGAAUAUUUUUACAUCCAUCAGCAAAAUCUGUCAUGAACACUGCUGCCCCAGGUUCAUUCAUUUUUUUUUAUUCUAAAAUUGAUUAGACACAAAUACAAAGUGGAACGCAAACAUCCAUGAAACCACUAGAACUUCUUUUUUUUAUGGGUUUGCCCUCUGACAUGCCAGUGACCCUUUGAUUCCUUUGAAUUCCUGAAGUCCUUUGAAUAACUACAUCUGGAAGUGAUCCAAAAUGGUGUGUCCUAAUAGCAUAGCGUUUUAAGACUACUAAGUACUCACAGGUUUCCCACGGCAAACACAAUACAUACAUUUUAGUGUUCUUCAGCACUUUUGAUUCCUUCUGCAGAAAUGACUAUGGACUCGGACUACAUAAGGAACUCUCUGGGCAAAUGUCUGGCAGAAGGACUGGCUGAAGUGGCCGAGCAGCGUCCUCCCAACCCAAUCCUGUAUCUGGCCAACUGGCUGUACAAGCACAACUGUAACGUCGAAUAUGAGAACGAGAAAAAGGCCUAUUUAGCUCAGGUGGAGGAGGAGCAGGCCAGAGUCAGAGAGGAGGCUGCGCAACAGCAGAAACUGAUUGAGGAUAAGCUAAAGGAGGAACAGGAGGUGACGAUCAUUGUCGAAGACGAAGACGAAGAGGAAGAGGAAGAAGAAGAGCAAGAGCCUCCACCAGAGGCUGAUGAGCCUGAACCUGAGGAGGCUGAAGAAGUUACUGAAGAAGCUACCACAUAAAAUAACAGAAUAACAACGUAGCAAACAUGGAAAGGAAACAUUGUACUUUUACUGGGUAAAACGGAACAUGCAACGUUUCAGGAUAACUAUCUUCUAGUCCAUAAGUUGUACUGGUCACAUGACUUGUAUUGUGAAACAACUUGGAUCCGUCAUUUACCGAUAUCUGAUAUCAUUUAGGGCCACAAGAGGGCAACGUCCACACUCAAAAUUCCCAAGUAAAAUUAGAUUAAGAACCUUGAGUUGCUAUAGAGUUUCAAACCUAACUGAGCCAAUGACUUUUGAAGCUGACAUUGUGACCUUUUAUGAGGAGCACUUUCAUGAGGGUUCAGUCAAGGUUGACUCCUUCACACUUGACAAAUGGUCUUUGACACUAAUGCAUGUUUUAAUUAUUAUUUAUAUCCAUUUAAAAAAACACAAACUAUAAUGUAUUUGUGCAAGAAUUUGUUGCUCACAAACUACUGCACAGUUUGUAAUAAGUAGAUGUUAAAAAAAACUUGAAUAAAAAUGAUUUUUGUUUAUAGAAAUUCCUAUGGUUUUGUGCUGUAUGUUCAGCAGUUGAGGUUGGUCACAACAUUGUGACUGACCAUAUAUGGAUUUUUCCCACAGUCUCUACUGUUGUCAUUGGCUGUAAGUGAUGUUUGAUCCAUGUGGAUGCAGUGUUUGUUUUUGUGGAACAUUUUUGUCUUCUUUUCAAGUGUAGUGAUGAAAAAGCGACUGUUGUCGUAGGUACUGUUUGGUUAUUUCUAGUUCCUCAAGGCAAAGUUUCCUUUUGAAUGAAGCAUACUUCACUCUUUGAUUAAAUGCACCACGAGUCACAGGUGUUUGUUACUCUGAUGUACAUGCACAGCCUAGACACAGUCAGAGUGAGGAGGACGCCAUCUCGUCCACUAUUGACAAACUGUUUGAUUUUGUC
Cynoglossus semilaevis (tongue sole) is the source of this 2747-nucleotide messenger RNA. Its product is annotated as DPY30 domain-containing protein 1-like. Bases 1451 to 1834 code for a protein of 127 amino acids. The transcript has a single exon. The record is from RefSeq and is a predicted model, not a curated record. Gene Ontology annotation, cellular component: Set1C/COMPASS complex. Lineage: Eukaryota; Metazoa; Chordata; Actinopteri; Pleuronectiformes; Cynoglossidae.